AUGGUCAGCCAGGGCCCUCGCACCUCGCGUUCCUCUACCCCAUUACAUACGAGAUGGUUCAGCGACAACACCGCCAGCCGGGAUCCGAUGAGCUCACCAGAGGACGAGAAUCAUGAUCCUUCGGACAUCAUUUCGGCGGAGUCCGAUGCUCGCGAUGAGCAGCCUCUGAAACCUAAGAGGCGGUUGCGAAUUCUGGACCAACCCCCCGCGCCUAGAGAGACAGUAUACGUUGGUAAUCUCUUCUAUGAUGUGACGGCGGAAGACUUGAAGAACCACAUGCAGAAGUUUGGUGUUGUGGAGAGAGUCGAUCUCAUUGCUGAUAACCGAGGAAUGAGCAGAGGGUUUGCAUACGUGCACUUUGACUCUAUUGAUGCCGCCAGACGUUGCGUCGAGGCUAUGCAUAUGCAAGUCUAUGAGGGCCGCCGUAUAACCGCGCAAUAUGCAAGCAGCGGGGGCGGAUCCAGGCCCGUGCAGCCCGUUUCAAAGACGCUGUACCUCGGCAACCUGUCGUUUGAGAUGACCGAUCGGGAUCUGAACGAGCUCUUCAAGGAUAUCAACAAUGUGAUCGAUGUUCGGGUAUCGAUUGAUCGUCGCACAGGGCAUCCUCGCGGCUUCGCUCAUGCGGAAUUCCUCGAUGUCGAGAGCGCUCAGAAGGCUUUCGAGAUUCUCAGUGGGAAGGCACCUUUCGGUCGACGAAUCCGCGUGGACUACAGCAAUACCAACAGAAGGGGUAGUCGUAUCGAGGAGGUCCCGGAUGAGCAGUAA
Molecule: messenger RNA, 765 nt
Organism: Aspergillus viridinutans
Lineage: Eukaryota; Fungi; Ascomycota; Eurotiomycetes; Eurotiales; Aspergillaceae
Product: nucleic acid-binding protein
Exons: 3
Coding region: 1-765 (254 amino acids)
Molecular function (GO): RNA binding
Source: RefSeq, a predicted model, not a curated record